AUGGCAGCAACCUCGCCGAUAAGAAGUUAUUCCGUCGCCGCCAUGCUUGCACCUCGUCCCGUUCUCACAAAAAGAAAUCACUUCCGAGGCUAUACAUGGCAAAUUUGGCUGCUAUGGACACUAAAAGAACAUGGUGUGAUUAACCUCAAUCAUGCUGCAUAUACUGAUCUGGACAAGUCUACUUCAUUUUCUGGUGUUUAUGAUGGUCAUGAAGGAGAUAUAGGAACAUCUCUUCAACAAGCUUUUCUAAGAGUGGAUGAGAUGAUGCGUGGUCAAAGAGGAUGGAGGGAGCUAUCGAUCUUGGGAGAUAAGAUAAACAAGUUCAGUGGGAUGAUAGAAGGGUUGAUUUGGUCUCCACGAAGCAGCAAGGGUAUUAACCGAGUUGAUGAUUGGGCCUUUGAGGAGGGACCUCAUUCUGAUUUUGCUGGACCAACUUCAGGAAGCACAGCCUGUGUUGCAGUUAUUAGAAACAACCAAGUUGUUGUUUCAAAUGCUGGUGAUUCCCGUUGUGUAAUAUCUCGGAAGGGCCAGAUGUAG
Molecule: messenger RNA, 537 nt
Organism: Medicago truncatula (barrel medic)
Lineage: Eukaryota; Viridiplantae; Streptophyta; Magnoliopsida; Fabales; Fabaceae
Product: probable protein phosphatase 2C 60
Exons: 3
Coding region: 1-537 (178 amino acids)
Source: RefSeq, a predicted model, not a curated record